Lactuca saligna is the source of this 477-nucleotide messenger RNA. Lineage: Eukaryota; Viridiplantae; Streptophyta; Magnoliopsida; Asterales; Asteraceae. The record is from the annotation of a GenBank genome assembly.
AUGACCGAAUCCAAAAGGAUUGCCAUGGAAAAACGAGACAAAGAGCUAGAUGAUCUCCAAACUCUUGGGAAGAAAUUUGAGGCGGAAGAAGCUAAGGAUAAAAAUGAGAAAAUUGUGCUUGAAAAUCAGAAAUCACUAUUUUCUUCUUGGACUAUGGAGUGCAUUCCGAAAGAAGCAAUUGAUGAUGCUAGUUUCUAUUGGCUGGAGCCCUCAAUCACGUUUGACAUAGAAAAUGAUGUGGAAAGUCAAUUCAAUUUUCCCAUAACUCCAAGGGAUUUUCUCUUUCGUUGUUUUGAAAGCAUUGAUAAGUCUUUGAUCUCCGACAGUGUUGUAAAUCAGAAGCUCUUUUCGUUUUACUUGAAGGUUGCCAAAGCACAAUACGAGACUUGGAGCUUGAAGAGAAUAGUGUCUGUGAAGCCUGGAUUUCCUGUUCAGACUGAAGACUUUCUGAACAUAGAAUUCAAGGGAUUCAGAUGA